AUGGAGAAAAAAGUGUCUAGUGAGUCUCCCGAUGGGCUCCGGGAUGAACCCGUAAUGCAACAUGCCGAGCAACAGGGCCGACGCGGUUCUACUGCUCUCAACAUUAUUGAGAAUCCUCUCAAGCGCAAAACCGAGGACCAGGCAGUUCGCGAUGCAAAGACCUUUGCUGAAACCCAUGGCAUGUCUGAGCACGCCGAACUCUUUGGUCGCGCCGCUCUGGUGGCACGAGAUCCCAAGAGAUUUGAGAUGAUCUCGGAACUGCAUGAGGAAGAGCGCAGCGCUCUCUUGUAUGAAAGAGAUCACAAGUGGCAUGGUCCAUUCAUGCUGUGGUACUCGAUCGGUCUCUGUGCUGUGGGAGCUGCUACUCAGGGAUGGGAUCAGACGGGAGCCAACGGCGCAAACUUGUCCUUUCCCCAGGAGUUCGGAAUUGAUAAGCCGGGAAGAGAUGAAUGGAUUGUUGGAUUGGUCAACUCUAUCAUCUUUCUCACUGCUGGUCUCAUCGGCGCUUUCAUCGUUGAUCCGCUCAAUCACUAUUUGGGACGACGUGGAGAGAUCUUCGUCACGGCUGCUUGUCUUACUGCAACUCCGAUCGGAUCUGGUUUUGCCAAGUCGUGGCAGGGUCUCUUUGCCGCGAGAUUCGUCAUGGGCAUCGGCAUUGGCGCCAAGAACGCCACGGUGCCUAUCUAUUCGGCUGAGAUGGCUCCCGCCAGGACUCGAGGUGCUCUUGUCAUGUUCUGGCAGCUUUGGGUUGUCGCUGGUAUCUUCUUGGGUUUCGCCGCCAAUGUUAUCGUCAAGGACACUGGCCCAAUUGCUUGGCGACUCCAGUUUGGUUCUGCCUUUAUCCCGUCGUUUGUCCUUAUGAUUGGCAUCUUCUUCUGCCCCGAGUCACCAAGAUGGCUUAUGAAGCACAACAAGCACGAUAAGGCGUUCCGAUCUAUGCUCAGGCUGCGAGCCCACCCCAUUAUCGCAGCAAGAGACUUCUACUACUCAUACAUCAUCUAUGAGGAGGAGAAGAAGGAGGCCCGUGGCUCCGGCUACUUUUCCCGACUGUGGGAUUGCUUUGCUGUGCCCAGGAUCCGAAGAGCCAACUAUGGUGCUUCGACUGUCAUGAUUGCGCAGCAAAUGUGUGGUAUCAACAUCAUUUCCUUCUACAGUUCGUCCAUUUUCGAGAGCGUGGGCUACACCGCGACCGAAGCAUUGUAUGCAUCGCUCGGAUACGGUGCUGUUCAAGUCUUGGCAACCAUCCCGACUUUAUUCCUCAUUGACACAAAGGGCCGUAGAACCCUGACCAUGAUUACCUUCCCCCUCAUGUGCAUCUUCCUCUUGGCUGCCGGGCUUUCACUCCUUCCCAAUGGUGCAUAUCAUAUUGCUCCUCAGGAUGCAAACCAGAACCCUGGAAACGACUUUAGAUCCCGUGGUGCGAGGAUUGGACCCGUUGUUCUUUUCGUGUACCUGUUUACCAUUUGCUACUCGUUGGGUGAAGGGCCGGUCGCGUUCCAGUACUCUGCCGAAGUCUUCCCCACGAUUCAGCGUGAACAGGGAAUGGCAUGGGCUGUCUGUAUCAACAACACCUUUGCUGGAAUCUUAGGUUUGACUUUCCCACGCAUGAAGACAGUUAUGACUUCAACAGGAGCCUUCGGUUUCUAUGCCGGUCUCAAUCUAGUUGCUUGGGUCAUGAUUUUCUGCUUCGUGCGAGAAACGAAACAGCUCACGCUGGAAGAAUUGGACCAGGUUUUCUCGGUGCCAACAAAGAAGUUUAUUCAUUACGAAUCAACUGUGUGGCUUCCGUGGUUCAUCAAGCGAUACGUUUUCUUCCAAAAGAUCCCUCGCCCGCCUCCUAUUAUCGAGAAGGCGGAAAAUGUCGACGACGUAAAGGAGGCGUAA
Messenger RNA from Pochonia chlamydosporia 170, 1884 nucleotides. RefSeq names its product sugar porter (SP) family MFS transporter. The record is from RefSeq and is a predicted model, not a curated record. The transcript is spliced from 10 exons. Bases 1 to 1884 code for a protein of 627 amino acids. NCBI's taxonomy places the organism in Eukaryota, Fungi, Ascomycota, Sordariomycetes, Hypocreales, Clavicipitaceae. Gene Ontology annotation, molecular function: myo-inositol:proton symporter activity. Gene Ontology annotation, cellular component: membrane. Gene Ontology annotation, biological process: transmembrane transport.